CGCCCGCCGCCGCCUCCUCCCCCCCGGAUCGGGUGUACUGUCCCAACCCGAAAGUCCAGUUCUGCGGCCCGGCAGCGGCGAGUGAGCGCGAUGACACAGGAGUACGACAACAAACGGCCAGUGUUGGUUCUUCAGAAUGAAGCCCUGUAUCCACAGCGGCGCUCCUACACUAGCGAGGAUGAGGCUUGGAAAUCGUUCCUGGAAAACCCUCUCACUGCAGCCACCAAGGCGAUGAUGAGCAUCAAUGGGGACGAAGACAGCGCGGCUGCCCUGGGCUUGCUCUACGACUACUACAAGGUUCCAAGAGAGAGAAGGUCGUCAGCAGCAAAGCCAGAGGGUGAGCACCUGGAGCCAGAGCACAGCAAAAGAAACAGCAUACCAAGUGUGACCGAGCAGCCCCUCAUUUCUGCUGGAGAAAACAGAGUGCAAGUACUGAAAAAUGUGCCCUUCAACAUUGUCCUUCCCCAUGCCAACCAACUGGGUGUUGAUAAGAGAGGCCAUUUAACAGCUCCUGAUACAACAGUCACUGUCUCCAUAGCAACUAUGCCUACUCACUCCAUCAAGACCGAAAUCCAGCCACAUGGCUUUGCAGUGGGAAUACCCCCAGCGGUGUACCAUCCCGAGCCCACUGAGCGCGUGGUGGUUUUCGACCGGAACCUCAAUACUGACCAGUUCAGCUCUGGUGCUCAGCCCCCCAACGCUCAGCGGCGGACUCCAGACUCCACCUUCUCUGAGACCUUCAAGGAGGGUGUUCAGGAGGUUUUCUUCCCCUCGGACCUCAGUCUGCGGAUGCCUGGCAUGAAUUCAGAGGACUAUGUGUUUGACAGUGUUUCUGGGAACAACUUUGAAUAUACCCUAGAAGCUUCCAAGUCACUUCGGCAGAAGCCAGGGGACAGCACUAUGACUUAUUUGAACAAAGGCCAGUUCUAUCCUAUCACCUUAAAGGAAGUGAGCAGCAAUGAAGGCAUCCACCACCCCAUCAGCAAAGUUCGAAGUGUGAUCAUGGUGGUUUUUGCUGAAGACAAAAGCCGAGAGGAUCAGCUAAGGCAUUGGAAGUACUGGCACUCGCGGCAGCACACGGCCAAACAAAGGUGCAUUGACAUCGCUGACUACAAAGAAAGCUUCAAUACCAUCAGUAACAUUGAAGAGAUUGCUUAUAAUGCCAUUUCCUUCACCUGGGACAUUAAUGACGAGGCAAAGGUGUUUAUCUCUGUGAACUGCUUAAGCACAGACUUCUCCUCGCAGAAGGGCGUGAAGGGGCUGCCUCUUAACAUCCAGAUCGACACUUACAGCUACAACCACCGCAGCAACAAGCCAGUGCACCGGGCCUACUGCCAGAUCAAAGUCUUCUGUGACAAGGGAGCAGAGCGGAAAAUCAGGGAUGAAGAACGAAAGCAAAGCAAGAGAAAAGUUUCUGACGUUAAAGUGCCACUGCUUCCCUCACACAAGCGAACAGACAUCACGGUGUUCAAGCCCUUCCUCGAUCUCGACACUCAGCCUGUGCUCUUUAUUCCUGACGUGCACUUUGCCAACCUGCAGCGGGGCAGCCAUGUUCUUUCCAUUGCCUCAGAAGAGUUGGAGGGUGAAGGGUCUGCCUUGAAAAGGGGGCCAUUUGGAACAGAAGAUGACUUUGUUGUUCCACCUCCUGCGAAGCUUGCCCGGAUAGAAGAACCAAAGAGAGUGCUGCUCUAUGUUCGCAAGGAAUCGGAAGAGGUCUUCGAUGCCCUGAUGCUCAAGACCCCGACUUUGAAGGGCUUGAUGGAGGCGAUCUCUGACAAGUAUGAUGUCCCCCAUGACAAGAUUGGGAAAAUAUUCAAGAAGUGCAAGAAAGGGAUCCUGGUGAACAUGGAUGACAACAUUGUGAAGCAUUAUUCUAAUGAAGACACCUUCCAGCUACAGAUUGAAGAAGCUGGUGGAUCAUACAAGCUCACCCUGACUGAGAUCUAAGACAUGGGGCCCCGGCCCCAGCUCCCCUUGGAAGUGGGAGUCCAACAGCGGUGUUCCUUGUUCUGUAGAUCUUACUAUUUGGCCAGCAGAUGGACUCGGGCACCCACCUACAGACACAGUGACUGUCAGAGAAGGAAUCCUUUCACAUUGGAGAUGGAACUGCAUUUAAUGUAUCACAUUGGUGUUUUCGCAUGACAGAAAUCAUGUAUCAUGGUGUUUGA
This is a messenger RNA of Jaculus jaculus (lesser Egyptian jerboa), 2168 nucleotides long. It is a transcript of the gene Grhl1, whose product is annotated as grainyhead like transcription factor 1. Gene Ontology annotation, biological process: regulation of transcription by RNA polymerase II. NCBI's taxonomy places the organism in Eukaryota, Metazoa, Chordata, Mammalia, Rodentia, Dipodidae. The coding region runs from base 91 to 1947 and encodes 618 amino acids. The transcript has 16 exons. The record is from RefSeq and is a predicted model, not a curated record. Gene Ontology annotation, cellular component: nucleus. Gene Ontology annotation, molecular function: RNA polymerase II cis-regulatory region sequence-specific DNA binding; DNA-binding transcription activator activity, RNA polymerase II-specific.